CAUUGGCUGAGCUCAGGGUGGGCGGGUUCUGUUACCUGGGGCAACAGGAACAACAAGCCUGCCCCGGCGUGGCUCCCCCGCAGGGGUGGGACCAUGGCUGGUCGGACCCUAGCUCUGCGCUACGGUCCCCCAUGGUCCCCAGUCUCUGGGACCGAGGUGCCUGGAUCCUGGCCCAACUGGCAUCUCACCAGCAGUGGUGUCGCCCACCACGUUAUCCCGCCUGUUUCCUUUCCCCCGCCCACUGUGCAGUACACGGUCGUGGAGUCCCUGCCACCGGCCGCCAAGCAGGAUUUGCACAUCUGGGAUUUUGAUGAGGUCAUCAGCAGAUGGGAGACAACCUCUGGCUCGGCUUACGUGCCUAAGCAGCACGGCGGGCCCUACGCACAGCCCAGGGCCCCAGAGCCUUCGGACCCCACGAGAACUGUGGGGAUCAAGGAUUUAGACGAAAAGCUCAGACACCGUGGCUGGCGCCUCCCGCUGAUCACGAAGCACCAGUGCAGUGAGAUGCGGGCGCAGUACACGGCCUGGCCCGACCCGGAUCAGCAGCGCCCCACCUUCUACGUCGGGCCCCAGCCCCUGGAGCUUGCGGAGCACCUUCGCGGAGGCCCUUCCCAGGCUUUAAUCCCUUGGACAAAGAACCCCGAGCUGGCCGGCCGGCCUUUCACAGUGUCUGACCAGGGCAUCUUGGACCGCCGUCAGCUCUAUCUGACCACCUCGGCCAAGGACUUCCGGACCUACCCGAAGAAGGAGUUAUCUAGAUAUCCCCGCAAGGACUCGCUGACCUCCUGGAGCUUUGACAAGACGCCUCAGGCCUGGGAACAUGACCCACAGAGGCCACCCUGUCCGCGCCCCUCUCGGCCGCCAGGGAUCCGCGUGCCCCACGUCCACCCGGUGACGACUGCAGUGCCACACCGCGGGGCGUUGUCUCUGGCUCAGGAGUCCUACAGACCCCCGCUGCACCCCCUCCUCGGGCUCGACCGUUUCUGCUCGCUGGAGCUGCCCUGGGGCGGCCCCCACUGGAAGCCAAUGUCGGGGAUCUACAGCCUGCCGCAAGCCUACCGCACUGAGAACUCCACCUAUGGCAGCAUGAAGCCUGCGGGGGUCUGAGCCUGCAGCGCCAGCCCCGCCCUGGACACGCCCCCCCUCCCCGGGCGCGGAGCUAAGAUCGGGAACCCCGCCCAUUACGUGGGAGUGAGACCAGGACACGCCCACUGAGCUGUGGGCGGGGCGACUCCCCACAC
This is a messenger RNA of Mustela erminea (ermine), 1241 nucleotides long. RefSeq lists its product as uncharacterized. The transcript is spliced from 6 exons. The coding region runs from base 94 to 1107 and encodes 337 amino acids. Lineage: Eukaryota; Metazoa; Chordata; Mammalia; Carnivora; Mustelidae. The record is from RefSeq and is a predicted model, not a curated record.